Messenger RNA from Odobenus rosmarus divergens (Pacific walrus), 1251 nucleotides. It is a transcript of the gene BRME1, whose product is annotated as chromosome unknown open reading frame, human C19orf57. The transcript is spliced from 9 exons. Gene Ontology annotation, biological process: double-strand break repair involved in meiotic recombination. The record is from RefSeq and is a predicted model, not a curated record. Bases 1 to 1251 code for a protein of 416 amino acids. NCBI's taxonomy places the organism in Eukaryota, Metazoa, Chordata, Mammalia, Carnivora, Odobenidae.
AUGAGUAAGAGGAAAAAGCUUCGGACUUCAGGAGAAGGAGUCUGUCCUCUGAAGGCCCCAAAGAACCCAAGGCUAGGAGACUCUGACGCCACCCCCCAGAAUUCUGAGUGGGGCUCUUUGUGUCUCCCUGAAGAGUCAGAAGGCAGAUUAGAACCCAUUUCCUCUGCAGAGCAGAGGACAGAAGAACCAGUACAGACAGCCUCCAGCUCCCAUGAUGAGGAAGCAGGAGCUCCCUCGAGGCUCCUCCGGCAACCGAAAGAGGAGCCAGUUCCCACUCUUCUUUCCCAGAACUCAGCCAGGAGGUUUGUCCCCCAGUUUGCAAAACCCAGGAAGACAGUGACGAGACAAGCAGAGCUGAGGGAAGAGGACCUUGGGGGUGGAGCCCCUAAAAUCAGUCAGGAAACACCACCAGAGCCCAGUACCCAGCAGGCCAGAAGCCAGCUGUGGGAGGAGUCCCUAGGGCUUGCUCCCUGGGAGGCCAGGGAGCUGGGUGCCCAGACCCAGGUAGACAGCACCCACCCUGAAUGCAGAGACCAAAACCCCAUGACACAUGUGCCUGGCAAUGGGAAUCCUCAGCCCUCAGCCUCCAUUGAUGCCUCUCCAGAAUGGGGGACAGUGCCCUUGGCCUCUGAGAGGGCCAGCCAGGACCACCUUUCAGAGCAAGGAACCAACACACCAGAUGACCAGGCUGUGCUGGGGGAGUCCCCGGCCAUGGAACCUGACUUCCUGCCAAACAGCCAGAUACGGGAUGCCCUGGAAGCCCCUGACUUUGAAGCCUCACCUGCGCAGUUGUUUCCUACGGGGACCAGGCUGGGCUCUUGUUGGCCUGACACAAGCCCACAUGCUGAUGGAGGCCUUCUCACGGAGCUCCAGCUGAGGACCUGUGUAGGGAUCAAGGCCUGUGAAGCCGCCAGGAUGGAGGAUGCAACAGACACCGUGCGCGGUCUUGUUGUUGAGCUCUCCAACCUGAAACCUGUGAGUGUUCACGUGUGUGAGCUUAUGUGGGAGUGUGAGCAGGCACUUGUGCCCGAAUGGGAGGUGUGGUCCCCACUUGGGCGUCUGGUGGAGCACACACAGCUCCUGUUGCAACUUCCAUGCAGCCGGCUGAUCAUGAGCGCCCACCGGGACCUGGAGGCCUUCAAGCGCCUCAGCUACCGGAAGGCGAGGCUGGCAGGGAAAGCCCCAGCACCCUACACAUCAAAGAGGGCUGGGAAUCUCCCUCCAGGGCGGGGAUCCUGGAGGGAUUUGUAG